AUGUCCAUCAACGCGAACGAUGGUCGUAGCCUAGCCGGCUUCCAGAUGCAUGUUGACCACGACGUACCGAAACCCAAGGACAGCGCUUUCGAGUACGAUGACGAAGCCAUCCAGACAAGAUUCCAGUACGCACGUGGUUUGAAGGGAAGAUCCAACAUCACGCCAAGACAACUUACAUUUGCGGGAAAAUACGAGGCUGCUACCUCAAACGCAUUACAAGUCAGGCGAGAUUCCCGGGCCAGUGCGCAGAGACUGGUAAACGCGUACCGAGAAGUGUGGGAGCUUGACACGUGGGCCGACAAAAACCCUUCGGCACUUUGGAUACCAUCGGAGCUCGCCGCGCAUCUCAUGCAACAUGUACGGAAACUGAAGGAGACCGAGUUCUAUUGCAGAUACGGAGAAUAUCUCAAGCAGCAACCGAAGGGAGCCAAAGGUGUUACCAAGGAGCAUCAGCAGAGUCCAUCUGAUGAUAUUGCUCAACUGCAAGCAUACUGGAAGGAACUCCAGCAGAAGAUUGUGAAGGAGAGAUCCAACAACGGCCCCGAGCCCGUCACAAUGGCACUCAGAAGUGUUGCGGAAGCCAUGGACAUUGAUUCACACCGUCUAUUGCGAUCCUGCGAGACAUAUGCUGAGGGAAAACGUGCAGAAUUCAAGUCUGCCCUAGACGAGCUGUUUGCUCAAGGCGCCAUGGCCAAGAUUGCUUGUACUCUGUACCACGAUCUCAAAGAACUUACUUCCCUUUUCCCAGAGGCAGACGAGGAUGAUCCACAAAGAACCCAGGAUAUGCAGGCCUUCAAGGGGAUGAUUACAGCCUGGAAAGACGUGUUCUUCACCGUCAGCGCAAUGGGCGAGGAGGACCAGCCGGAAUCAUGGAAACCUACAGCGGCAGCCAAAAAGCUUCGGCAAAAGGCGCGUGGCGGCCAGAACAUACGUGAGGCUCUCUGGGAGACAGUCGUCACGCGAAAGAAGGAGCUCGAGAAAACCCUUCAGGAUGUCCAGGCAGCCUGGGCUGAUUUCCAACUCGAGAAGACAAGAUCCUCAGAGUCGAACCACAACCAGGUCCACUACGACGACGAUGAUGAUGACGACGACGACUCCGACGAAUCCGAGGGCUUCACGGGACAAAAUCCCCGUUUCCACAAUUUGACAGCUCGAACGCGAGGAUAUGUGGAGCGGCUUUUGACCGGGAACCUCGCCGCGACGGAACGUCGACUCAAGGAGUUGGACUUCGUGGAGGGAUACUGA
This is a messenger RNA of Fonsecaea multimorphosa CBS 102226, 1245 nucleotides long. RefSeq lists its product as uncharacterized. The transcript has a single exon. The record is from RefSeq and is a predicted model, not a curated record. NCBI's taxonomy places the organism in Eukaryota, Fungi, Ascomycota, Eurotiomycetes, Chaetothyriales, Herpotrichiellaceae. Bases 1 to 1245 code for a protein of 414 amino acids.